Necator americanus (New World hookworm) is the source of this 1752-nucleotide messenger RNA. RefSeq lists its product as uncharacterized. The transcript has a single exon. NCBI's taxonomy places the organism in Eukaryota, Metazoa, Nematoda, Chromadorea, Rhabditida, Ancylostomatidae. The coding region runs from base 1 to 1752 and encodes 583 amino acids. The record is from RefSeq and is a predicted model, not a curated record.
AUGACUACAAGAGGGGACAUACACCUUUCAGUAAGCGAUAAGGGUGGGGAAUUCGUAGUCAUGUCACAGGCUCUUGAUCGGGAAAUAACAAAUCUUCACUUGCAAGAUGAAACGAUCUAUCGCCGCGUAACAGAGAAAGAAUUCCUUGUGCAGUGCAAACGCUUGAAUCAUGUAUGGAUGACUAUGGGAAAAUCUGCUGGCCUUGACGAACGAUUUGUUAGCCGCCUAAAGCUUGACAAACCGACCUGCCCUGUGUUCUACAGCCUCAUCAAAACGCAUAAGCUGAAACCCGAUGAGGUCAACUCAACAUCAGCGGCCACAUUCAAAAUCCGACCAAUAAUAAGUUGUGUGGGAGGACCAACGGAUCGCAUUUCGUGGUUCCUUAAUAAAAUCGUGAGUCAAAUUUUGCCUAAAAUACCAUCUCAUUUGUCGAACACGCACCAUUUCCUUGAGCGAUUACGCAAUGCGAGAGUUGAGGGCAACUGCGUAAUAGAGUCUUUUGAUGUAACCUCACUCUACACGAAUGUAAAAAACAGUGAGGCGCUGCAAGCUCUCUCUGAGAUGAUAGAUUUAUAUGGUAACAACUUGGAAACAUAUGGACUAAGUAAAUCUCGCAUAAUAACGCUUAUCAAGGAAUGCCUGAAUUGUAAUAUCUUCAGGUGGUCAGGAAAUUAUUUCGCGCAACUGAGAGGGCUAGCAAUGGGUCAACGAUUAGCACCAGUACUGGCGAUCUGCUUCAUGAGCAGAAUCGAAGAACCAGUACUUUCGCGUAGACCAAUAAUGUAUUGCAGAUAUAUUGACGACUGUUGCAUCAUAACAUCAACACAGUCCGAAAUGGACGAGUGUUUCCGAAUACUCAACCAACAAUCGCAAUAUAUAAGACUCACACGAGAAACCCCAAAAGAAGGAUGGCUUCCGUACCUCAACACACAAAUAAGUACUUCAAACGGCAUUAUUAGAGUAAAGUGGUAUCGCAAAGAAAGUUGCAAGAACAUAUUGCACGCCAAAUCUGCACAUCCGACUGCAGUAAAACGUGCAGUGAUUCGUAAUAUGUUCAAAACCGCUAGUGAAGUAUGCACUGGCAACCAAGAACGACACGAAUCACGAAGACUAGCCUUGAAAAUCGCAUGUGCCAAUGGCCAUACAGUACGUCCGCAUUACCGAAGAACCCGCACUGUAAAUAGCAAUAUUCCGCGCGAAAACAAAAUUUCUCUUUGUCUUCCUUUUAUCUCUGACAGUGUCAGUGCCGCUGUUCAGCGCAGCAUUAUCCAAGCACAAUUACAAAAUGACGUGAUCUUGGUAAAUAUCCCAAAUGCAAACAUCAAAAGCCAGCUUGUUAGAAACAGACUAUAUGAUAGAUACUGCAUCUGUGAAAGAUGUGUUAUUUGUCCUUACGGAAAAACAGGCGACUGCGCAAAAAUAGGGGUAAUAUAUGAGAUUGAGUGCUUGAUAUGCAAUGCAACUUACGUUGGGGAGACCGGUAGGAAUCUUGGAGUGAGGAUUAAUGAACACAUGGCCGGAAAACGACGAAAAAGUUUGAUAACACCACUAGGAAGGCACAGACAUGAGGCCCACAACGGGAACGAUUACGAUGUGAAAUGCGUUAUACUGGCUCACGAAACAGAAAUAUCGGCAAGGAAGACGUUGGAGGCAUUUUUUAUUCUUAAAAGAAACCCUUCAAUGAAUAAUAAGAAUGAAUGCUUGUCCAUAACGAAUGAGUUCUUGCCACUUGUACCGCUCUGUGACCUAUAA